AUGGCACUUGUCAAGUUAAUGACAGUUGCACUCGGCUUGGGUCUCGCAGCCAGCGCUGAGAUAUUAGCAGGCGAGAGCAUCAUCACACCAUUGGGAUCGUCCAGUCUGACGACCGGUGCUGAGCUUGCCUGCAGUCAACUAGCAGACCUUUACCCCGACCAAACUCUGCUCCCAGAGUCAGAUGGUUAUACCUUUGAAGCAACUAAUUACUGGGACGUCCGUGCUAAUCUAGACCCGUAUUGCAUUUUCUUCCCCGAGUCGGCGGAGGAAGUUUCGGAUGGAAUACGCAAGAUUGUUGCUGCGAAUGCACAGUUUGCUGUGCGCGGGGGUGGACAUAUGAAUUAUCCUGGCUCGAAUAACAUCGAAGGAGGCGUCCUAGUCGCACUGUCAAAACUCCAAGAAAUACAAGUCAACGAUGACACGGUUGAAGUUGGACCGGGAUUAAGAUGGGAUGAAGUCUACAGUGCAUUGGAGCCAUACGGUCGAUUGACACUGGGGGGUCGUCUCAAGUCUAUUGGAGUCCCGGGGCUGACUCUGAUCGGUGGCUUUCACUACUUCAUCAACAAGUAUGGCUUCGUCAUGGACACGGUUGUCAGUUACGACGUCGUCCUUGGAAAUGGAACACAAGUGACUGCCAGUGCAACCUGCAACAGAGAUCUCUUUUGGGCAUUGAAAGGAGGAGCCAGCAAUUUUGGCAUCGUCGCCAAGUUUGUCUUUCAGACGUACGAGAUUCCGCAAAUCAGCACCACGAUUCAAGCCUAUAGCGAGGACCAAAUUCCGCAGUUCAUCAAGGCGAUCACAGACAUGGCGGUUGUGGAUGAUGCCUAUCCCAUUGCAGCUGGUGGUGUCUUUACAGUGACAUACAACGUGUCCGGCAAGGAAGCCACUGCAUCUGUCCUUGGACUGCAAGAGGGAUUCAGUAAUCCUCCAUCGCAGUUUGCCAAUUUUACUUCGAUUCCCGGCCAGAUCAAGCUGCAUAAUGUGACUACAGCAGCGCAGUGGGCUAAAGGCCUUGAUACGCCGAACCAGAUGUAUAGGGUGAUGUUUUCCCAUCGCACGGUAAAGCCAGACCCAGCUGUGCUCUACGAGAUGUAUCAAGCAUGGAGGCGUGGAAUUGAGAGCAUUUCCGACGUUGCCGGUCUCUGCCCUACCUUUGUGCUGAAUGUGAUUCCCCGAGGAGCAGCACGAGUCGGCAAGACGAAUGGAAUUGGGAAUGUGUGGAGUCUGGAUGAUGACCAGGCUUGGAUCAUCUGGCAGUUCAGCACCAGCUGGGCUCAUGAACAAGAUGACCUCCGUGUGCAGGCGUGGUCCCGUCAACUCAUCACGAAUCUCCAUGAAAAAUACAAGGUAAAAGAUCUGACUUCGGAAUUUGUUUAUAUGGGAGAUGCGGGGGAAUGGCAGGAUCCAUACUUGGGAUUCCCAGAGGAGAAUAUUCAGAAGAUGAGAGAUGUGCAGGCAGGAUAUGAUGCAAAUGGAGUCUUUUCGAGCCUCAACUGGGGAGGAUUCAAAUUGGGAGUGCCUGUCUGAAUAGUACUAUGAGAGCAUUGCAUAAGCACGAGUGUCCUGCUAUACUUGUAGUCUUUGCAGAAGUCUUGUCGCCGUGAUAAAAGCAUGCGUCCAUGUGAACCCAAUGUCUGGCGGAUAUCUCAACCACCCG
This is a messenger RNA of Aspergillus wentii DTO 134E9, 1657 nucleotides long. Its product is annotated as FAD-binding oxidoreductase. The coding region runs from base 1 to 1527 and encodes 508 amino acids. Lineage: Eukaryota; Fungi; Ascomycota; Eurotiomycetes; Eurotiales; Aspergillaceae. Gene Ontology annotation, molecular function: FAD binding. The record is from RefSeq and is a predicted model, not a curated record. The transcript is spliced from 4 exons.